AUGCUGAGGAGUAGGACGAACACACAAGCCGAGAAAGCCAGACCAAAGAGACCAAUUGUUGCAGAUCUCUCGGAGAUCGGAAUAACGAAAAAGAAUCUCAAAAAUGCCACAGACGAGCAACUAUCUUUUGACAAGAAGGAGGUGGACCCACACCCUUACCACGGAGUUAUGGUAAUCUCGUUGCCUGUAGCCGGGGUAACCAUACCCAAAGUCUUGGUGGAUACAGGAAGCUCUCUGAACAUUCUAUUUAGCCACACCCUUAAAUGGAUGGGUAUCCCUGCUAACUUUCUUCAACCAUAUCCACAUAUGGUCCUAGGAUUAAGCGGAGCCUUGACUUCUGCCAAAGGAUCAAUCAAACUCAAAGUUGAGUUUGGAUCAGCACCUCGACAGUUGAAGACGAACUCUGAUUUCGUGGUGUUCGACACCCCCUCUCCUUAUAACGUUGUGAUGGUACAGCCCCUACUCUUCAGCCUGAGAGCAGCUAUUUUCCUAUAUAGCUAUUCUAUCAAGUUCCCCACACCCCAUGGUGUGGGAAAAGUCAGAGAAAACAGGGAGCUCGUCGAAAGAUACCAAUGGAAAACCUGUGCCAGCCAUCAACGAAGCUCCCUGAGGGUACAUAUGGCAAACAUAUGGGAAUCCGAACUCAUUCUCUUAGACCCACAGACCAGGAUCGAAGGCGGAGAACUCGUAGAACAACUAGAAGGAGUUCGAGUCUGUGCCAAAGACAAAACAAAGGAACUCAAAGUCGAGUGCGAGUUGCAGCCCUCCACCCGAAGCAAGAUUGUGGCUUUCCUUAAAGAGAACCUCGAUGUCUUCGCCUGGGAUCACAGUGACAUGAGAGGAAUAGAUCUUAAUAUUGCAUGGCACAAAUUACAGGUGGAUCAUUCAACUCGGCCAAAGUACCAAAAACGACGACCUCUGAAUCAUGAAAGAUAUGAAGAACUCAACAAAGAGGUACAAAAGCUGUUGAACAACGGUUUUGCCCGUGAAGCGAAAUACCCGAAGUGGGUGGCGAAUCCGGUCCUUGUGAAAAAAAACACAACGAAAAUUGGAGGGUAUGCAUAG
This is a messenger RNA of Olea europaea var. sylvestris, 1065 nucleotides long. RefSeq lists its product as uncharacterized. Lineage: Eukaryota; Viridiplantae; Streptophyta; Magnoliopsida; Lamiales; Oleaceae. The coding region runs from base 1 to 1065 and encodes 354 amino acids. The transcript has a single exon. The record is from RefSeq and is a predicted model, not a curated record.